Cajanus cajan (pigeon pea) is the source of this 472-nucleotide messenger RNA. RefSeq lists its product as uncharacterized. NCBI's taxonomy places the organism in Eukaryota, Viridiplantae, Streptophyta, Magnoliopsida, Fabales, Fabaceae. The record is from RefSeq and is a predicted model, not a curated record.
AUGAACCUCAAAUUCGCGCUCUCAACAUGCGCGCCCUUCACUUUGUUCUCUCUCGGUUCAUCUCCCACCCAUAGCCCUAAAACCGUAAACACCACGUUUCUCCAUUCCAUUCCAAAAACACGAACAGAUUGUGAGGAGAUUGCAACCUGCGACUGCAAAAAGGUGCAUCUCUUCACGGCGCACUCUUCACGGCGCACGCUCCUCAAAUUUGCUUUUUUGUUGAGCAUUGCUGCACCAGUUGUUGCGUGCUUCGUAAGUCGAUCAUUCAUUCCUUUCAUUCAGGUUAUCUUGAAAUUGUUUGAGCGUAAGACAAAUUUCUUCAUCCAUCUGUGGUGUUUACUGGAACGAACCAGGGAGGGCAGCUUAUCACUGUGCUCCGUUCUGUGCACAAGCCCACACCUUGAAUGAGGUAAUUGGGGGAAGCUUUCUUGUUGGUCUUGGUAUAGGUGUGAAUACCGUUCUUGUUCCAAUA